CAGAUGGGUUACGUUUGAUGUUGGCAAUCGUUAAGUUUGGCAAACAGCUGACUGUUGCGUAAUUUGUGAAAAUGGCAAACAGGGUUUUGAAAUUUGGUAUUGCGUGCCGCCGAUUAUUUUCGAUCACUUCAGCGCAGAAUUUAAGGGUGCUGACAGACAUUGGCACAAGAACAUUCUCAAACCACCUAUUUAAGUAUGGUGGGAAUAAAUUGUUUUUCACCUACAUACAACCAAGGAGAACAAUGUUCAUACAGACUCAGGAAACGCCGAAUCCAAAUUGUCUGAAAUUUUUACCGGGUGUGGAGGUUUUGGGGCCAGGUCAGACUAGGGACUUCCCUAAUGGGCAGUCAGCUCACUGUUCACCACUUGGACGCUUGUUGUUUCGCAUUGAAGGAGUUAAGUCAGUGUUCUAUGGGCCAGAUUUCAUCACAGUUACCAAGGUUGAUGAUGAUUCAGUGGAGUGGAAAAUACUGAAGCCAGAAAUCUUUGCAACUAUAAUGGAUUUCUUUGCUAGUGGACUGCCUAUCAUCACAGAUGAGCAAGGUCCAGCAGAUACACAGAUAUCUGAUGAUGAUGACGAGACAGUUCAGAUGAUUAAAGAACUGUUGGAUACAAGAAUUCGCCCUACUGUGCAGGAAGAUGGUGGAGAUAUUGUUUUUAUGGGAUUUGAGGACGGAAUUGUGAAGCUGAAGAUGCAAGGAUCAUGCACUGGUUGUCCGAGUUCCUCUGUUACUUUGCGAAAUGGUGUUCAGAAUAUGUUACAGUUCUACAUACCAGAGGUUCUUGGUGUUGAGCAGGUGGAAGAUGAGAUUGAGAUAAUGACAAAGAAAGAAUUUGAAGAAUUCGAAAAGAAGAUUGGUGCUAAAGAAACAGAAAAUAAGAAUUAGGAAAGGAUUUUUUACUAGUUAUUUAUUUUUUGUAAAUAAGUUUACGUGUCACUGUACAUAAGAGAAUCUAUAGCAACUGUGUCAUGUAUUCACUAACAUGACAUUUUGUAUUGUUGAGUGAUACAUUUUCGAACUGAAAUUUGCUUAUAUGAUUUAAAGAUGUGUAGAAAAAAACAAAAAUAACUAGAUUUUUUAUAUCUCUCUGUGCAUGUAACUUAUUAUUACUUCCUCCUUAAUGGAAAUCCAUUUUGUAAAUUAUAACUGCAUCCAAUCUCAUACUGUUUAUUAUGUAUGCUGUUAAUCAUUUCACCACAUAUUCUGCAGCGGGUUUAUUUUGAAGCUAUUUCAUAUUCUAAUCAGUAUAAUGAGGCCUGUGCCUGUUACUUGCGAUUGGGUUCCUUGUCACUAUAUCCUGCCAGAUAGUUAUAAAGCAUUGGUGCAUCCAGAAAUUACAGGAAUAGGUCAGCAGUAAUAUUGCAUUUUGUCAUGCAUCAGUAAUAUUACUUUUUGUCAUUCUAGUGAAUGUCUGGAUACAUUAAAUCUGGCAUUUUCUCUUAUGCAAAGAGAAUACAAACAAAGAAAAAAUAAGGAUUUUUAUUUCAUUUCUUAAUUAAAUAAGAUUAAAAUCAUGUUAUGGUUUGUGACAGCAAUUUCCAUUUCUUAAAUGUCUACACUCUGGAUUAGUCUGUAAACUGUACACACUGUACAGGAUGAUGUAAUUAAGUAAGAUGUACCAAAUGGAAAAGGCUUAAAUGAAGAGACAUAUAUCUGUCUUCACUGGUUUCUGUGUUUUUUGAAUAAUACAUCGUUUUACAUUGCCUAUGUGUGAAACCUAAAUAAGACUGAUAGCUUUUCUUUUUAGUAAUGUGUAAAGUAUUUGUUCUGUAUGAUAAAUAUUUGUAAAUAUACUACAUGAAAUCUA
Molecule: messenger RNA, 1809 nt
Organism: Schistocerca nitens (vagrant locust)
Lineage: Eukaryota; Metazoa; Arthropoda; Insecta; Orthoptera; Acrididae
Product: NFU1 iron-sulfur cluster scaffold homolog, mitochondrial-like
Exons: 7
Coding region: 72-887 (271 amino acids)
Biological process (GO): iron-sulfur cluster assembly
Cellular component (GO): mitochondrion
Molecular function (GO): iron ion binding; iron-sulfur cluster binding
Source: RefSeq, a predicted model, not a curated record